UCAUCGUUGACCAGUUGACACAUGACAAACGACGAGUGAUGAACAUUCCAGCGAGAGUUGCAGCCACACUUCCCCUACUCGCCUCUCCUUUGCUUCCCUCCUCCUCUCUCAGUCUCCAGAGCUUCUGCUCUUUAAUCUCUCACCACCGCGUGCGCAAAUUGGGUUUAGUGCCAACAGUGCAGAGUAGGAGAUUGAGACGCUGCGUUGAAGAGAAAAUGGCUAGCAGUUUAGAGAAGUGCGAUGCGGGAGUUGAAACUGAGGUGGGGGUAGUUCGACCGGCCACCGGAGCUCACACUGAAGAGGCAGUUGAAGCUCUCAGAGCCGGCAAAGUCAUUGCAGUCCCUACCGAUACACUUUACGGUUUCGCUUGCGAUGCUUGUUCUUUGGAAGCAGUGAAUCGGAUAUAUGAGAUUAAAGGACGUAAACAUACAAGUCCUCUUGCAAUUUGUGUUGGGGAUGUGCCAGACCUUAAGCGGUUUGCUGCCACAGAACACUUGCCCCAUGGCUUACUUGAGAAUCUCCUUCCAGGACCUGUUACUCUUGUACUAAACCGAGGGGAGUUGAGCAUUCUUGAGAAGUCUCUGAACCCAGGAUUGGAUAGUAUAGGAGUCCGAGUGCCUGACUGUAACUUCAUCAGGGACGUUGCCCGCAGACUGGGGAGUGCAUUGGCCCUUACAAGCGCAAACCUAAGUGGGCAGCCAAGUAGUGUUUCCAUCAAAGAUUUUGAGAACCUCUGGGAACAAUGUGCAUAUGUUUACAAUGGUGGUGUGCUCCCUUCAGGCCGUGCAGGCUCAACAGUCGUGGACCUCACCAGGCUAGGCAAGUACAAGAUUCUUCGACCUGGAAGUGCAAAGGAAGAGACUGUUGCAAUCCUUGAAAUGCAUUCUCUUGAGGAAGAAGGAGCAGCUACUUAAAACGACGUGCAUACAACUUCUAUGAUAUAUAUGAUUUAAACUAAAUCAUUUGAUGAUUAAUAUGAGUGGUGGCUGGAAUAGGUGAAACUAUAGUGCUAAAAACCGGACUGCAACCUGACCGGCUGGUAGGUAUGAUUCGAUUUUACACUAAUAAAAUCAGGACUGAAGUGAAUUUAUAAUUUUAGAAUUCUUUUUCUUUGGAAUUUUUAUAUGGAUUGAAGUGAUUGUAGUAGUAUUUUUAAUCAAGUUACUGGUUGAAUAUAAAAUCAUUUAC
Molecule: messenger RNA, 1188 nt
Organism: Prunus mume (Japanese apricot)
Lineage: Eukaryota; Viridiplantae; Streptophyta; Magnoliopsida; Rosales; Rosaceae
Product: DHBP synthase RibB-like alpha/beta domain-containing protein
Biological process (GO): regulation of translational fidelity
Cellular component (GO): cytoplasm
Molecular function (GO): double-stranded RNA binding; tRNA binding; nucleotidyltransferase activity
Source: RefSeq, a predicted model, not a curated record